Messenger RNA from Myzus persicae (green peach aphid), 972 nucleotides. RefSeq lists its product as uncharacterized. The transcript has a single exon. Lineage: Eukaryota; Metazoa; Arthropoda; Insecta; Hemiptera; Aphididae. The record is from RefSeq and is a predicted model, not a curated record. Gene Ontology annotation, molecular function: catalytic activity. Bases 1 to 972 code for a protein of 323 amino acids.
AUGAUCCGGUGCAUGCAAAUCAAUUUGAACCAUUGUUGGGUGACCCAGCAACUCCUUAAGCAGACGGUGUUGGAUCAAUCACUCAAUGUUGUACUUGUAUCGGAGCAGCUGCGCAAACCAUCGGAUGAUGCGAACUGGGUCUCUAGCAAUGAUAAUAAGUGUGCUGCGGUCGCUGUUGGCCACUCAGCGCCUCCCAUCGAGAACAAGGGUAGUGGAACGGGCUUUGCUUGGAUCAAGCUGGGGAGCCUGGUGAUUUACAGCUGCUACUAUACUCCUAAUUGUAGUGCGGCUGAGUUUGAGGAAUAUCUCUGCUGCUUGGAUGAAUCGAUCCGUGUUCACCAGAAUUGUCAAGUCGUGGUGGGGGGGGGGGGAGACUUGAAUGCUCACUCAGCGAUUUGGGGAUGCCCGAGGGACGGCGCAAGGGGUGAUCUCCUGGUGGACUUUGUCGUCUCACUCGACUUAAUGUCUUACAAUAUCGGUUCUUCCCCCACCUACGUUAGGUACAAUGCUCAGUCGAUUGUUGAUGUUACCUUCGCUCGCCUGGAGCCAUGCGCGGAAAUCAGGAAUUGGCGAGUUCGAUCGGACCUGAAUUCAGAGAGCGACCACCGUUAUAUUACCUAUGAGUUGGCUAAAAGGCCCCAAUUCGAGUUAAAUAUACCCCACGUCUCUCGUAGGUGGGCGGUCAGGAAGCUCGAUUGGACGGAGUUACGAACACGGCUCACCAAUGCUCCUCAAGAGCUUACUCUCUCAGAUGGGGUGGACCCGGAUGCGAUGGCUGGUGCUCUCAACGAUAUUUUAGUAGAUCUGUGCGACCACUCCAUGCCUCGUCGCGCCGUGCUACGAGACCGUAAAACGGUGCACUGGUGGACGGACGAGAUAGCAGCACUACGCCGGGCUAGCUUCAGGGCGCGCAGAAGGUACAAGCGCGCAGGUCGGAGAGACGACGCUGAGGAGAGGGCCAGAGAGCGGUAA